AGGGUUUACUUAGAAAUUGAGAAGGCUGAUGAUUAGCUGGUUCGGUCAGUAAUUUGGUUGGAAAGGGAAAAUAUCCAUUGGAAUUACAAUUAUUAAAUUAUUUACUUUUUCUCUCCCUUCAGUUUACAAUCAACAAUAAGUUUACAUUCGUAGUUGAUUUGUCCACCAUCAUGAUCUUCAGCUAAAUUGUGACUUCCUCUCUCAUGGAUACACUUUCACUGACAAUCAAUAAUCAUCAAUGAUCACAAUCAGUUAAUUUUAGUUUCGCAUCUUUUUAUCAUAUUGUUUAUCCUUCAAGUUACUUUCAUUAAUUUGAUUUGGUUCCAAUUUCCUCUGGAUGUGAUCUAGUUAUUAAUGUUAAUUACAAUUGACAAUUAAUGAACAAUUAACUUGUUGAUUGUUGGAAAACUUUUUUUUUUCUUUGAGUGUGUUUUUCAAUUGAUCUUUAUAAUCUUAAUUGAUUCGUUAAAUUGUAAUUACGAUGGUUACAUUUGAUCCGAACAAUAAUCCAUCGGCUUUAAGUGCUCCAGUCAUUUCUAUAAGUACAACAUGUGAAACAAAUAAUUCGUUGGGUAAAAGUAACCUUGCCGUUCGUGGCCGUAACCUUUGUUUAACUUAUGGUUCAGGUCCGAAAGCUGCCUAUGUACUUAAUAACCUUUCGAUGUCCGUUCCCGCUGGUGGGAUCUAUGGGCUUCUUGGUCCAUCAGGUUGUGGUAAAACUUCACUGCUCAAAAUAAUUUGUGGCCUUCAACGAGCGGACACUGGGACUGUUCGUAUCUUUGGCUGUAAACCAGGUGAACGGGGCAGCGGUGUCCCUGGCCCUGGAAUAGGUUACAUGCCCCAAGAUGUUGCUCUUCUUCCCGAUUUAACGGUUGAAGAGAUGUUGAGUUACUUUGGUAAUUUGUAUUAUCUUCCCGCUCCCGUGAUACGAAAACAGAUCAAUGAUCUGGUCAGUCUACUUGAAAUUCCAGAUAAAAAGCGUAUCAUUGAAGCGAUGAGCGGAGGUCAACAGAGACGAUUAUCAUUGGCAUGUACAAUAAUCCAUAAGCCACGAUUAGUGAUUCUUGAUGAACCAACGGUUGGUGUUGAUCCACUUUUAUGCUCACGAAUAUGGGAAUUACUUUAUGGCCUGGCCAGGGAGGAAUCAAUGACCAUAAUAGUGACCACUCAUUAUAUUGAAGAGUGUCGAAGGGCCAAAAUGGUCGGUUUCAUGAGGAAAGGUGAAAUUUUGGAAGAAGAUGAACCUGAGGCGAUGAUUAAACGUUUCUCCGCCGAGAAUUUGGAAGAUGUUUUCUACAAAAUUUGUUUGGCCCAAAAACGUCGCAAUACUUUGAUAGCCGCACCUUUGGUCAAUCGAAAGGCAGUCCAACGAAAGUCACUUUCCGCCGUUGUAAUGGACGAUUCACAUUUAGAUAAAGUUGAACCAUACAAAUCGCCACAAGAUUCCCGACCAAUUUAUUCAGCAUUCUGGCCAACCUGGACUCUUUAUAAACGUUACUUGCUUCAGGUCAAACGGCAGCCCAUUUUUUUGAUAUUACUCUUCCUGUUUCCGAUAACAUCACUUGGAUUUCUGUACAUUUGUGUUGGCCAUACACCUAAAGAUUUACCCGUUGGCUGGGUUGUUGAAGAAGAAGCCGAGUACGGGUCACUUCACGCUCGACCGGAAGACUUUGACGAGGCCUUCAAUUCGUACCUGAUACCAUAUUAUCCCGAUCUACUGAAAAGCCACAUCAACUCACAGAUUAUAAAUCUAAUCCCAUACAAUAGUUUAGACUCUGGUCUAGCGGAUGUGCGACGGCUUAAACUGGACGGAGUGAUUCAUAUGACCAAAGGCUUUUCUGAGGCCUUUCAUGAGAGGUUAAAUUAUUUGAGUGCGAAAGAUAUUGACGAUGAUACCGUUAAGAGAGGGACAAUUAACAUCUAUGGUGAUCUAUCGGAUGCUUUUGCCAUGACCACGAUUGAAUUGUGUCUUCAAUUGUCUCUUCUUGAGGUGAUGAAUGAAACCGCACCGACGGCUAACCUUCCCUACCAUAGUAGGUCACUUCCCUUUCAAAUAGGUAAACCCAUUUAUGGUAAUUUAGGUGAUAAAAACAAUUUCGGCCUUCAAGAUUACGCUGCACCGGGUUUCAUGGUGGUUGUGCUUUAUGGUUGCUCAUUAGGUUUAUCGGCUUUAAGUUUGGCCGCUGAAGUUGCCGAUAAAAUGUUUGAUCGUAACUAUUCAACUGGUAUAACAAUUGGUCAACUUUUAAUUGCUCAAGUUGCCGCUCGUUUCACUUAUCUGGCCAUUAAUUGUGUUCUUGUUCAUGUAAUAACCAUCUUUGUUUUCGGGGUAACAAAUCACGGGUCUUUCGGCCUUGGAAUUGCACUUUUACUCUUACAAACACUCGUAGGUCAGGUAAACGGGAUGGUUUUUGCUGCCGUUUUCCCGGCUAUUGAACAUUUGGCCUUCGUUGCUCUUGGAUCACUUCUCUAUAUGCUUUUCAUUUCGGGUGUUUUCUGGCCUGUAGAGUCGCUCCCUUACUAUUUCCGUUACCUGUCGAUUUCCCUUCCGUUCACCGAACCCGCUAAAGCGCUGAGAGCGAUCAUGUUAAAACAAGGAGCUCCUUUCCACCCGUUAAUCUGGCCUGGAUUCGCUGUGUCAGCUUUCUGGUUCUUUGCGCUUCUCGCUUUAUCCUAUUUAAUAUUUUCAAUUAAAUUCAAACGAACUUGAAACAAUUAGAAGAUUUAAUUUUCCAUUAAACAAAUCAAACGAAAAAUAAUCAACAUACUCACUUUUAUAAAUAAAUUCAUUUGUUAAAAAAACGAAAUAAGCAAAUAAAUUGCCUCAGGCUCUUUAUCUUCGAGAAAA
This is a messenger RNA of Panonychus citri (citrus red mite), 2848 nucleotides long. RefSeq names its product ABC transporter G family member 20-like. Gene Ontology annotation, cellular component: membrane. Gene Ontology annotation, molecular function: ATP binding; ABC-type transporter activity; ATP hydrolysis activity. The coding region runs from base 482 to 2710 and encodes 742 amino acids. The transcript has a single exon. The record is from RefSeq and is a predicted model, not a curated record. NCBI's taxonomy places the organism in Eukaryota, Metazoa, Arthropoda, Arachnida, Trombidiformes, Tetranychidae.